Hydatigera taeniaeformis is the source of this 669-nucleotide messenger RNA. The record is from the annotation of a GenBank genome assembly. NCBI's taxonomy places the organism in Eukaryota, Metazoa, Platyhelminthes, Cestoda, Cyclophyllidea, Taeniidae.
AAAGGCACUGAUUUGUUUUUCCUCCUCCUCCUCCUCCUCCCAUCACAGGACUUAGUUGCUGAAGUGCUGGAUGAAUACGAGAAGCGACAGAGCAAACUCUUCUACUCCCCCAACGAUGGAAUGAUGGAAUCGGAAAUGGAGAUGGUUGAAGAGGCUGGACGACUGAGCUUCUACGAAUCGGAGAACUUUGAAGACAGUGAGGAUUUUGGUGCAACAAACGGACUGGUUUUCCCACCGGCUCUCAAUGAUGAGGGUCUGUCUCGAAUGCGCUCUAAGCGUCGGGCUCCUCUUCCUCCGCCUCUUCCUCCCAAAGGUGAGGCUCUCAAGGCUGUUGCCUCGGUGGCUGCGGCUCGCCAGUCAUGCGCCACUGCUCCAGGUCCCAUCACUAAUACAACCUCAUCUGCGUCGUCACAACAACCGACGCAUGAUUUCGGCAUUUCUUCUGUGAACACCGAUGACAAUGAUGCAAAUCGGUUAUCCGAGGGUAACGGAGAGUAUCAAACAAAGGGGACGGGGACGGGUGUACCACCGCCUCGUCCGCCCCCGCCCAAAUUUGAUACGGCCUGUGGUUUGUUGACAGACUUUGAGAAGUGUGGAUUAAGGCAUGCAGAGCGGCAAUACCAAAUGGAGCACGGGAUUGGAUUGCCACCUACGCCGAAAGUUCACUAA